AUGGCAGAUGGUGAGCGUUUGCUUCUCGGGGAUGAUCUGGAAGAGGAACCGGAAGCAGGAGGAGCAAGCAAUAUGGCAGUGGUGAUUGGGGAUGCUCUGGGAAUCACAGAGGCGGAGCGUUUGGUGCUCGGGAAUGCCCUGGAAGAGACACGGGCCGUGGGAGGAGCAAGAAAUCUGGCAGCGCUGAUUGGAGGAGAAGAAGCAGUGGUCGCAGGAGGAGAAGAUGAUCGGGCAGAGCUGAUCAAAGGCGAGCAUGAGCUGCGACCAGAUGGCUUUGGGUGUGCUGGGGACAGGAAGCUGGCAGGGCAGUCUGGAGAGACAUGGGAGGAAGGGGAGCGUGGGGAGAAGUCCAGGAAGGAAGGAGAGGAAGGGAUGCAAGGGGAUGCAGAGGAGUGGGAUGUGGUGCUGAGUCACAUGCAGGAGGUUAUGACUGUGGAGGGUGUGACUGUGGAAGGUGUGAAUAUGAAGGGUGUGGCUCCAAAGGGUGUGACUUUAACAGCUGUGACAGCAGAGGGUGCACUUGCAGAGGGUCUGAGAGCAGGUGCUGCAGAGGAUGAUGAUGAAGGGUCAAGGAUUUUGGCAGGAGCAAGCAAACCGCCAGUGCUGAUUGGGGAUGCGCGGGAAAUCACAGAGGGAGAGCCUUGGGUGCUCCGGAAUGCUCUGGAAGAGACAUGGGUCGCAGCAGGAGCAAGCGAUCUAGCAGCGCUGAUUGGGAAUGCCCCUGCUGCUCCAGAGGUCACACAUGGGCCCUUUUUUCUUCGGAAUGCCCUGGAAGAGACGCGGGUCACGGCAGGAGCAAGCAACCUGGCAGUGCUGAUUGGGGAUGCUCUUGAAGAGGAACUGGUUGCAGGAGGAGAGGAUGAUCGGGCAGAGCUGAUCGGGAACGAGCUUGAAUGGCAUUGGGUGUGCCGGGGACAGGAAGCUGGCAGGGCGGCCAGGAGGGAAGAGGAGCGUGAGGAGAAGUUCAGGAAGGAAGGAUCGGAAGGGGUGCAAGGGGAUGGAGAGAAGUGGGAUGCAGUGACGAGUCACAUCGAGGAGUUUUCUGCUGCUCCAUCUGCAGAGUCAGGCAAUGCUGGGCUGGAUGCUUGGAUGCUGGAGGACCUAGUGUCGCUUGACGGGUUGACUCUAGAGGGUGUGACUGUAGAGGGUGUGACUGUGGAGGGUAUGACUGUGGAGGGUAUGACUGUGGAGGGUGUAACUGUGGAGGGCGUGGAGGGCAUGACCUUGGAGAGAAUGACUGUGGAGGGAGUGACUGUGGAGGGUGUGGCUGCGGAGGGUGUGACUGCGGAGGGUGUGACUGUGGAGGUUAUAAUUGUGGAGGGUGUGACUGUGGAGGGUGUGGCUUCAAAGGGGGUCACUGUAGAAAGUGUGCCAGCAGCAGGUGCUGCACUGGAUGAUGCAGCUUAG
Molecule: messenger RNA, 1407 nt
Organism: Closterium sp. NIES-65
Lineage: Eukaryota; Viridiplantae; Streptophyta; Zygnematophyceae; Desmidiales; Closteriaceae
Source: the annotation of a GenBank genome assembly